This is a messenger RNA of Staurois parvus, 171 nucleotides long. NCBI's taxonomy places the organism in Eukaryota, Metazoa, Chordata, Amphibia, Anura, Ranidae. The record is from the annotation of a GenBank genome assembly.
AUGAUCGCUCGGACUGGCUGUACGGCCUUCCAUUACGCUGUACAGGAGUGCAUGGCGGAGCACCAGGACUGGAGGAAGUGUCAGGUGCCGGUCCAGAACUUUAAAAACUGCAUGCAGGACUAUCAGAAAAAAAGGGCUGAGGAGCUGCUAAAGAAAAGGAGUCAGCUGUAA